UUUGGCACCACAGCUCCCAGGUGCCCGGCGCGAAGGCGGAGCCGGACGGCAGCCGCCUGGGUGGCGCCACCGAGACCCCCGGGAGUUCGCAGGUCCCAGCGCUCCGGCUGCGACUCCCGUAGCAUCCCCGGCCGCGGUACCAGCAUCCCCCGGACCUCUCUGGCCGCGCUCAGUCCGCGGACGCCUCCACCAUGAGCGCGGGGCCACUAUGGCCGGCGCCCGGCAGCCUGCCUGCGCUCUGCGCCGCGCUGCUCCUGCUGGCUCUGCAGCCGCCCCCCGUGCGCGCCGAGGGGAAGCUCUUCAUGCUGGGCUCUCAGAAUGGCUCUCAGGGCCUGGACCUGGAGGCAGCGAGGCUCUCCUGCAGGAGCAGGGGUGCCCACCUGGUGUCUGCUGCAGAGCUGAAGAGAGUGGUCCGGGACUGUGCCUCCGCAGUGUGCACAACAGGCUGGCUGGCGGAUGGCACCCUCGGGACGACCGUGUGUAGCAAAGGGAGUGGUGAACAGCCAGUCUCCAGAGCUGUGGACGUGAGAAUUGACAGCCACCCAGUUCCUGGUGCUAAGUACAAUGCUCUUUGUAUUAAGGACGAAGAGAGACCGUGUGGAGACCCACCGUCAUUCCCACACACCAUCCUCCAGGGUCGCACUGGCUUGGAGAUGGGGGAUGAGCUGCUGUACCUGUGUGCACCAGGGUCCGUCCCAGGCCAUCGGGAAACGGCCUUUACCUUGUUGUGCAACAGCUGUGGGGAGUGGUACGGACUGGUGCAAGCCUGCGGGAAAGAUGAGGCCGAGGCCCACAUUGACUAUGAAGAAAAUUUCCCUGAUGACAGAUCCGUGUCAUUCAGGGAACUCAUGGAAGACUCCCGGGCAGAGGGAGAAAAGGAAAAGGCUCAGGAAGACGCCUCUGACGAGACACCAAAACAAGAUCGUCUGGUCUUCACUUCUGUCUCUAAAGAAAACAUAGCCCAGGUAAAAGCCUUUGUGCCUACCACAGGCUCGCCAGGCGCUGGGGGCAGUGUGCGCACUGACUGGCCACGAUCCCGCCUACACCGGAAGUACUCCCUCUGGUUUCCGGCCGAGACUUUCCACAAGCCAGAGCUGGGAAAGGAUGAGGGAGAUGAGACCAAAGAGCCACUUCCUGCCAGAGACAAUCACAGUGAAGAGAAACCGGCCCCAGAGGAGUCUGAAACAAGGCUGGUCUAUGCCACCACCUACAGCCCCUCAGAGCCAUUUGUGGAUAGGAAUGACAGCAAGGCAGAGGACCCAGGGGUGAGCAGCAGCGACGAUUCCUGGUUAGAUGGCUACCCUGUGACAGAUGGGGCUUGGAGGAAGGUAGAGGCUGGGCAGGAGGAUGAUGAGGACAAGGGGGAUGGGUCAGUGGGACCGGAUGAAAGUGGCCUCACGACUCCUGAUAAGGAGCCGGAGAAUGUCACCGUCACACCUAGUGAAUCCGUGAUACACAGCUCGAUCAGUCCAUCUCAAAUGCUCGACGUAGAAGCUCUGGUUCCAGGACCCAUCAAUGUGUCUGAGACUGAGAGUUCCCAUACCAGGGAUGUUGAUUCGACCAGUUCUCAAUCAACCAUACCCCGGAGAGUCACCACACAGCCGUCACCCAAGGUCACCUCACCCCAUGAACUGGCCAGCUCCACCCAAGAGACAGUAACAACAACCCUCCAGCCGACACAUAAACGUACGCCCUCGACUGAUGUGGAGGCCACCCAGCCUCCAGCAGGGGUGACAGCCCCUGAGGUUCAGGAUAACUUCCCUUAUCUGUUGUCUGAGGACUUCUUGGGACAGGAGGGCCCUGGGCCUGGUGCAAGUGAGAAGUUUCUUCCAACCUCGGCACCGUGUGUAGGGGAUGAGUGUCCCAGCUUCAGGAAAGGCCCGGUGAUCGCCACUGUGGUCACCGUCCUGUGUCUACUGCUACUCCUGGUAGUCGCGGGAGCCGUGUGGGGCUACCGCCGGUGCCAGCACAAGAGCUCUGUAUACAAGCUGAACGUUGGGCAGCGGCAGGCUAGACACUACCAGCAGCAGAUUGAGAUGGAGAAGGUGUAGCCUCUAUCAGCACGGGCUCUCACAGAGCAGCUCCGAGGAAGAUUAGCUGUGACUGAUCACACCGAUAAUUCCCGGGAUCUGAGUCGGAUAAGGCUUCACCCUCUAGAGUUCAAAUCUUUCUUCUAUAUGCUGAGAAGUGUCUCUGGGGGUGCCUAAAGGGUUGGUGACGUCAUCACACAUGUCAAGGUCUCCUCAACCAGCUGCCCUGGAAUUCAUUGCCCGAAUCCCAGAUCUCUGCUUUGACCCCAUUCCAAUAGAAGGCUGGGGUGUAGCUCUUUUAAAAAUCACCUUUCGUUUUGUCUUUAGAGAGAGAAUCACAAACUCCACACUCCAGGGCUGGCAGUGAAACCCAGUUCUUGGUUUCUCCUCUCAGGAUUAACUGUUUCUCUGAACUCCAGGAAGAAGGAAUGAUAUAGAAGCGGGGAAAUGUUUGAAGAAACCCAAAGACUGCUUUAUCAAAAAUGGAUCCUACUUGGUAGAGAGCGAAUAAACAUGAAUAUGAUGUCCCUGGGCUGAUCCAUCCCAGCCAUUGCUUAUAACAGUGACCACUGAGUGGCGUCUCAACGGUGUUUCUAGACAGUCAUCCAACCAGGGGCACAUCACCUGGGGAGUUGUGGAAGAUGUGGCUGAGCCAGCCCUGAGCUCAGUCUUCAGGUAGUUCUGAUGGGUAUUGAUGUUAGUUGGCCUCUGUCAUCUGUGGUGAUCUUGGAACCCAGGAAGGCCUGGAGUCAGGGAGGAGAGAACUGUCCACGCCCUGUCUCACUUGAGAUCGGCAUCCCACAGCAUCAUGUAAAGUGUCACCUCUGGCUGACUCCAGGGUGUUAGCUCAGAAGUAAGCACACCAUGGGUUUCUAUCUGAAUUACAUUCUUGAAGGUGUGAAAGUGACAGGGCCAGCACAUUUUUUUCUGAGGCACCACGGGAGUGUCUGUUUUUAUAUGGCACCAGAAAUCCUGACCCACAUUUUUGUUGGUGGUAGCUUUACAGUUGAAACACAGGUGGACGGUCUAGCAGGUAUCAGGUCCUGGGGUUCAAUCUCUGGGUGUGGUAUGACCCUAACCCUAAAACAAAAAAGUUGGUGAUGGUCUUUUACCAAAGGAAGAAAAAAGGUCUCACAAUAUAUUUUCUGUGCUGUCACCUGCCUGAUUCACGUGUUAGAAAGCAACAGGUUAUUGUCAAUAGCUACGGAACAGUAUAAUACAAUACAAAAUCCCAUGGACCAUAACUGGGUUACACGAAGGCCCAAGGGGACCAGAGAGGACACGUCUGCUCCAGAGGGAAGAGAGAGGGAAGAAAGAAGAUGUUUUCUGUAUGUAGCCAAAGAAGAACUCGACGGAGUAAACACAGAGACUGUACAAUUUUAAAUCGGAUUUGAAUCUCUUGUGAGAUGGCAUUUCUAUUUUUAUGACUAGUUAUGUAAAUAACCUUUGUCUCCAUGCAGGGAUGGUGUAAGUAACUAAUUAAACCCAGGACACUGAAUUUAUACCAACACGUAAGUAGAUGGUAUUAAUACAAAUGUCUUAAUAAGUUUAUUAUAAAUUAUUAACAUGUGUCAAUGAAUCCUUCUAUAGACUCGGACUGUAAAGUCAGCGCAGCGCACUAGCUCAUACAUUUUACCAAUUUGCUGUCAUCUUAAUUAAUAUGGAAGAGCAUGAGGACUGCUCGUCGGAAGGGCAUACAUGGGUCACUGGCUCACCAGGAACCUAAGCUGUCAUUGCAAAAGCUUUCAGAAUGGUAAUGCUUAUGAAAAUGGAGAGGAGGGGGUUUCAUUAAUACAGAGCUUCUGAUAUAUCUAAAAUAAAGUUAUUUCCCCCAACACUUGAUA
Molecule: messenger RNA, 3874 nt
Organism: Mus musculus (house mouse)
Lineage: Eukaryota; Metazoa; Chordata; Mammalia; Rodentia; Muridae
Gene: Susd5
Product: sushi domain containing 5
Exons: 5
Coding region: 192-2051 (619 amino acids)
Biological process (GO): cell adhesion
Molecular function (GO): hyaluronic acid binding
Source: RefSeq, marked validated